Molecule: messenger RNA, 6012 nt
Organism: Cavenderia fasciculata
Lineage: Eukaryota; Evosea; Eumycetozoa; Acytosteliales; Cavenderiaceae
Exons: 16
Coding region: 1-6012 (2003 amino acids)
Source: RefSeq, a predicted model, not a curated record
AUGGAAUGUAUAAAAGUCUUACAGGAUCCUGGUGAUUCGAGCAUUUUUCGAGUUUUUUUGACAAGUAUAAAAUGGUUAAAUAAUCAAUUUGGUUUAGGAAUUGAUGUUUCACAAACAUCUACUAUUUGCAGUAGUACAACUGGUAUUAAUUGUCAAGUUGCAGAUGAUGAUAAUGCUUAUCAUGUAGUUUCAAUAUAUAUUGGACAACAGACAGUAUUUGUAAAUAGUGGUGAACAAGUAGAUACAACAUUGAAAUCACUCAAUCUACCAUUUGUACAAAGUAUCACAGCCACUUUUUCAGGUCUUGUUCAAAACUUUAGUAUCAAUACACUUGAUAUGAUAUCUAAUAUGCCAAGACUAGAAUUUCUAACAUUAUCCAAUGACAAGACUAUUGAUAUAGUACCAACCAAUUUCCCAAAUAAUCUACCAUCUUUAAAAACAAUAACAUUUUAUUUAUUAUCAAAUCUAACAUCAAUACCAAACUUUUUCAACAAUUCAAUUUCAUUAAAUUCAAUUACAAUGUAUCAAAAUAAUAUUGAAUGGGUUGGUAUUGAUAAAAGUAUACGUCUACCAAAUAUAGCUUCCAUUUCAAUUCAAGUAAAAAAUUCAAAAAAUAUGACUUUAAUCAUUGAUCCAAUUUCCUUUCCUUCUCUUAAAUUAUUUGAAAUGACAUCAAAUGAUUUUAUUGGAACAAGUAAUAUUAGAAUAAUUAUAAAAGUAGCAUUGGAGAAUAUUGGAGCUUAUGCAUUUUCUGGUACAGGUUCAAUUAAUCCAACCAUUUCUUAUCCUUUAUCGCUAAGAGGGUUGUCGGUUGGUGGUAAAGGGAUGGAUUUUCAACCAAAUGAUUUGACACUUUAUAAAAAUCUGGAAACUUUACAAAUCUAUCAAACCAAUCUUACUAGUAUGCCAAUUUCAAGUUUUGGUAAAAUCACUAGUUUUAGAUUAUCAGAUUCAAAAUUACAACAAUUUCCAAAUAUUCCAUUCCCAAAUGGUAUGAAUGAUGUCAAUUAUCAAAAUAAUCAAAUGUCUGGUACAAUCCCAUCAGGAUUAUUAAUUAAUAAUCAAUUGGGUUUAUCACUUUCUUUAAUUGGUAAUCAAAAUAUUGUUGGAUCAGCACCAAAUGAUACAUGUUUUUUAAAUAGUUUUAGUAUUGAUAAUACUGGAAUUGAUUCAUUACCAGAUUGUUGGUGGUGUUUUUAUGAACAAGUUAUCAAUACCAAAUUAUCUACACAAUUGACCAAACCAAUUGGAUUUGAAUGUUUGGCGAUAAAGAUUGAUCAAUUAAAUUUAAAUAGUAUUGGUGGUGUAUUUACCAUUUCAGGUUCAAACAUUGGAUGGAAUAUAAAUUCUGGUGGAAGACGAUUAAUUGAACCAAAUCGAAAAAUUGAAUUUCAAAUGGAUCUCUCCCUUGGAACAAAACAACAAAGAUUAAUCAAUCUAAUCAAUCCACCACCAACAUCUGCUUAUUCAUUUAAUUUUAUAGUGACAGAAGUUGGAUUCAAUGUUGAAUCUGUAAAAAUUAUUAAUCAAAAUUUGGCAAUUUUAGAAUUAAAUUGUACAUUUGAAAUGAUAAAUCCAGAUUUUUUACCAACCGUCAUUUAUACAUCUCAAGAUCAUGUACCUUGUGAUAUUAUAAAUUACAACAAUUCAACAAAAAGUUUAAAUUGUCUUUUACGUACUCUACCAAUAAUCGGACAACAACAAAUUAUUUUUAAAAAUCAAUUUUUUAAUCAAUCUUUUAUGUUUAUUUAUAAUAGAGAUCCAAUUAUAACAUCAUUAUUAAUGGAACCAAAUUAUUAUCCACCAACUUUUUUAAAUUUAUAUGGUUAUUUUGGAAAUACAACUGGUGCAAGUGUUAUAUUACAAUUGAGGGAAUUUACAUUUUGUAAUAUUACCAUUGCAAGUAAAGAAUAUAUUAAAUGUAGAUUCUAUACAUUACCAGAACCUGGUCCACAAACCCUCUAUUUUGCCUCCAAUCAAGGAUAUUUCAAAUCAGAUUCAAUCUUGUCUAUUCCAUUUCCUCUACCAACCUUUACAGAUUGUAUGAAUCGUACAAAUAAUUGUAAUGGUCAUGGUGUUUGUAUAAAUGGAAUAUGUCAGUGUGACGUUGGUUAUUUUGAUGAUUGCAAAUUAAAGGAAAAUGAUGGUUUCAAUGGACAAUUUCAAUCAAAUAAUACAGAUCCAACAAGUAAUUUAAAAUAUGGAGAUUAUUUAUUUUCAUUUUCAAUUAUUGGUAUUCAAGAAAUGGAUUUGGAUAAUAAUAUUACAAGAGAAUUGGUUGCAAAAACGUGGGAUGUAGAGGACAAUAGUAGUGGUGACCUAACAAUGAUUCAAUAUAAAUUGACAAAUCAUUUACACAAUAUUACAAAUGGUUCGACACCAUUUACAAAAGAUGCAGAUUAUUCAAAUCUAAAUCUAACAACCACCAUAGAAUUUUCAAAUCAAUCAAGAACCAUUGAAUUUGGUGGAGAUGAAAUAGUUUUGGCAAGUGGUGCCAUUAAAAUUGGUGUAAAUGUUACCAAUUGGCCUUACAUGUCUGUCAUGACAAGACUGAGAUUAGUCUUUUCAACAACCAUCAAUAAUCAACAAAUGAUUGUUGGUUGUGAUAAUUCAAGUUAUUCAAUAGAAUCUUUACAAAACUUUGCAGAUCGUGAUUCAAUUCAAUAUCUUCGAGUUUUAAAAGACAAUGUUCAAUUCUUUGGUAGAUUCUUGGAUUAUAGUUUAUCAGAUGGUAGAAAAACCUAUAGUAAAACUGAAGUUUUAAAUAUCACCAGAAUCAAUGAUGAAGAAUCAAAUGUGAUUAUUGGUAUUAAUAUUGGACAAUGUAAGAUUUGUUUAAUGGAUCCAGAUUUUAGUGCACUUUUAAUUGAUCAUAAAAGUUUUGGUCAAUGCAACGAUGAAUCAAAAAAUGAUAAUUGGAAAUUAAUUGUUGGUGUUGUAGUUGGUACUGUUGGUGGUACUUGUCUAAUCAUCAUAUCAAUAUUAUUUAUUAAAUCAAACAAAUAUUAUUUUAUUCAUCGUGCUAAACGUAGAUUAUCAAUUUCAUUGAAAAAAAAAAGAAAUAGAAAAAGAAAAAGAAAAAGAAAGAGAAAAAGAAUAACUGCAAUUGCAUUACCAGGUGUAAUAAAAAGUAUUCAAUGGGUUAUACAACAAUACCAAUCAACGAUAGGACUUGAUCAAACAUCUAUUUGUAGUAGUGGUCAAGUUAAAUGUACAAAUUAUCAAGAUGUUGAUAUAUAUAUUCAAUCAGUUUAUGUAAAUUCAGGAGCACCACCAAACAUUGAUACAUUUGAAUUUCCAAAUCUAUUAACUUUUACACUUUCAACAUCUGGUGCACCUUUUUAUUCCAAUUCAUUUGAUAUCUUGUCAAAGAUGAAAGGAUUACCAUUGGUAGAAUCAAUCAAGCUUAUUGGUGAUAAUACGAUAAAAUCGAUUCCAAUUGAUUUUACAGCUGGGAAACCUCUACUUAGAAAACUUUGGAUAAGUUCAGUCAAUUUAGUUUCAGCAGGAAAUAUUUUUAGUCACAACCUACUAAAUGAAAUCAACUUUUCAAUCACUAGUCUUAACAGUGUAAGGUUCAACACUACAGUAUACAUGCCAGAUCUUAAAACUCUAAUUCUAGACAUUAAAUGCGACUAUGCUUCCAAUUGGGAAAUUUCAUCUUCUUCUUUUCCAACUUUAUAUUCAUUAAUAAUAAGUGCUAGUUCAACAUGUAAUCAACCAAUCAUUGUAAAUGUGACAGCACCAUUACGAUUAAUUGAGUGUUCAAAUCAACCUGUUGGUUCUCCAACAGGUUAUAUUAAAAUGAUCAUUCAACACCCUCUCAAUGUUACAUCUCUUGGCGUUGGAGGUUAUUAUUCUACAUUGCCUGAUCUAACCAUUUUUCCAAACAUAAAUUCUUUUUAUAUGUCAAAUAGUCAAAUAUCAGAUAUCUCAUCAAUCAAAUAUCCCUUAGGUCUAAUGCAAUUUCAACUUUCAUACUCUAAAAUUAUGACAAUACCAAAUGUACCACUACCAAAAACAUUAACAUCAUUUGAUAUGAGUUCAAACCUUCUUACAUCAACUGUUCCUGCCAUCUUGAUGGACAAUAACCCAUCAACUUAUAUUACAUUUGGAAACAACUUAGGCCUUACUGGAUCCAUUCCAGAAUCAUUUUGUUCAGCUCGGUUUUUAUCCAUCCCACAAACUGGUAUAACAACUGUUCCAAAUUGUUUUUGGUGUUAUACUGGAAAUCUUUUAUCAGAUUUAACAAAACCAAAUAAUAUUGAUUGUCAACCAAUAAUUGAUAAUUUCAAUUUAAUAUCAUUAAUUGGUGGAUAUGAAGUCAGAGGUCAACUACUAGGAUGGGGAAAAGAUAUUCCCAAUAUGAUAUUAGCAAUCCAACCAAAUAAGAUUUUAAGAUUCACAAUGGAUCUUGCAAAUGGAAUGAAUCAAAAUAUUACAAUCAAAUUUUCACCAACUUCUCCAAGUUUUGUAUUUUUCGUUCAAGAAUCCUAUUUUAUAGUUCAAGAUAUUAAAAAUAUUCAACAAACUGUUAAUUAUCUAAGUCUCAAUAUUACAUUUGCUACGGUAAACCCAGAAUUGAUGCCAAGAAUAUCAGUUGGUGGUUCAGUUUGUGAAUUGAUUAAAUUCUAUCCAGUAGAAAAAGUCAUUCAAUGUGCUGCUACUUUUUCAUCCUAUAAUAAUAAUAAUACCAUUUAUUUUACAAAUGAUUAUUAUAAUUUUACUACUACUUAUAACAAAGCAACCUAUGUUGAAACAAUUUCACUUGAACCUUUAAUAUAUCCACCAAAAUAUUUAAUUUUAAAUGGUUAUUUUGGUACUGGAUUAUCACUUGGAUACAUUUCAAUUAGAAAUGGAACAUUGCCAAGUUUUGGUUGUACCAUUUUAAAUGGUACAUUGUAUUAUAUAAAAUGUGAAUUUCCAAAUCAACCACCAUCAGGUCAAACCGUAUUAAAUGUAGAUGUACCAAAUGGUCUUUAUCAAACAUCCAUUUCAAUUCCAUUUGCACAACCAACAAAUGAUGAUUGUAUGAAUCGUACAAAUAAUUGUAAUAAUCAUGGUACUUGCGUAAAUGGUCAAUGUGUUUGUGAUCCUGGUUAUUUUGAUAAUUGUAAAUUAAAAACUGAUCCAAAUAUAGAAAUUGAACCAAAUAAUCAAGAACCAUCAUUUUCAUUUAAAGAUUAUUCAUUUUCAUUUAAAAUGAUAGCAAUUCAAGAAUUGGAUAUUGAAAAUAAUGUUGUUAGAAAUUUGAAUACAACCAAAUGGAAUGUUAGUGAAAGUCAAAAGAUUGAUUAUUCAUCGAUCAAUUACUUUUUGACCAAUCAUUUAAAUAAUAGUCAAGAAGGAUUUAUACCACAAUUGAUCAAUACCAAUGUAACUUCGAUUUUUGAAAUUUCAAAUCAAUCUAGAACCAUAAAGUUUGGUGGACAAUCCAUUCAAUUGGCAAGUGGAUCAAUCAAAAUUAGUGUAAAUGUUACCAAUUGGCCUUUUACAUCUGUACUGACUAGGUUGCGUGUAGUAUUCUCUACCAUUGUUAAUAAUCAACAAGCUAUUGUUGGUUGUGAUGAUUCUGUCAAUCAAAUUGAAUCGUUUCAACAAUUUACAGAUUCAGAUUCCAUUCAAUACUUAAGAGUUGUAAAAAAUAAUACUCAAUUCUUUGGUCGAUUCUUGGAUUAUAGUGUAGCAGAUGGUAGAAAUACUUAUAGCAAGGCUGAAGUUUUAAAUAUCACCAAAAUCGAUAACCAAGAAUCACAAGCUAUUCUUGGUAUUAAUAUUGGUCAAUGUCGUACUUGUCUUUUAGAUCCAGAUUUUUCUGCUUUACUAAUUGACCGUCAAAGCUAUGGUCAAGAUUGUACAUCCAACAGUCCAGAUAAUAAUUGGAAGAUUAUUGUUGGUGUUGUAGUUGGUGCUGUUGGUGCUGCCAUUUUAAUUGCUGUUGCCAUUUUUAUAAAACAAAAUCGUUAUUUCUUCCUAAGAAGAAAUAAUGAAACUAAAAUUGAAAUGAAUUAA